This is a messenger RNA of Myotis myotis, 3703 nucleotides long. RefSeq names its product transmembrane protein 184A (gene TMEM184A). Gene Ontology annotation, biological process: transport. The coding region runs from base 120 to 1640 and encodes 506 amino acids. The transcript has 9 exons. Lineage: Eukaryota; Metazoa; Chordata; Mammalia; Chiroptera; Vespertilionidae. Gene Ontology annotation, molecular function: transporter activity. Gene Ontology annotation, cellular component: early endosome membrane. The record is from RefSeq and is a predicted model, not a curated record.
CAGGGCUGGGCCCGGAGCUUCCUGCCGGGAGGUGGGUCUGGGCCUGCGAGGCCGGAAGGAGGGGAAUCCCGGACAGCCCGGAGCCAGCGCGGGAGGAGGGGGUGCCCGGGCCCCAGCAGAUGGCUGACACCUCAGGACUCCUGGAGGCGGCCGGUGCCUCCCAGGUGUCAGCCACCUGGCUGCCGCCCAGCCCCCCGCCGGCCAUGCCCACGGAGCCCUCGGGGCUGCAGAUGGACCGCGGGGGGAACAGCUCGCAGGCCGCCCCCCAGCUGUUCCUCACCAGUGCGCUGGCCCGCGGCAUCUCCGGCGUUUUCGUGUGGACCGCCCUGGUGCUCACCUGCCACCAGAUCUACCUGCACCUGCGCGCCUACACGGUCCCCAGCGAGCAGCGGUACGUCAUCCGCCUGCUGCUCGUGGUGCCCGUCUACUCCUUCGACUCCUGGCUCAGCCUCCUGCUCCUGGGGAGCCAGCAGCACUACGUCUACCUGGACUCGCUGCGGGACUGCUACGAAGCCUUCGUCAUUUACAGCUUCCUGAGCCUGUGCUUCCAGUACCUGGGCGGGGAGAGCGCCAUCAUGGCUGAGAUUCGGGGAAAGCCCAUCCAGUCCAGCUGCCUGUACAGCACCUGCUGCCUGCGGGGCACGGCCUACUCCAUCGGCUUCCUGCGCUUCUGCAAGCAGGCCACGUUGCAGUUCUGCGUGGUGAAGCCGGUCAUGGCCCUGGUCACCAUUGUCCUGCAGGCGGUUGGCAAAUACCACGAUGGGGACUUCAACGUCCACAGCGGCUACCUGUACGUCACCCUCAUCUACAACGCCUCCGUCAGCCUGGCCCUCUACGCCCUGUUCCUCUUCUACGUCGCCACCAGGGAGCUCCUACAGCCCUUCGAGCCCGUCCUCAAGUUCCUCACCAUCAAGGCCGUCAUCUUCCUCUCCUUCUGGCAGGGGAUGCUGCUGGCCAUCCUGGAGAGGUGCGGGGUCAUCCCUGAGGUCCAGGGCAUGGACGGGAGCAGGGUGGGCGCCGGCACGCUGGCCGCCGGCUACCAGAACUUCAUCAUCUGCGUGGAGAUGCUCUUCGCCUCCAUCGCCCUGCGCUACGCCUUCACCUGCCAGGUGUACGCGGAGAAGAAGGACAACUCGCCAGCACUACACGCAGCAGGCCACCCAGGAGGCCCCGGGGCCCGGCGCCCUCCCCGCGGUGGGCGGGGACCGGAGGAGCCGCAGCAUGGAGAAGAGGAUGCUGAUCCCCUUGGAGGAGUCGUAGGGCCGGGUGGUCUGGCUGCUGGGAAAGGGCAGGGCUCCUCGCCCCUGACCCUCCGCCAAAGGUCCACCCCUCCCAGAGCCUCCUGCCCGGCCCGUGGCAGAGGGCGCCUGCGCCUGUCCAGGAGCCCAGGGACCCGCCGGUGCAGCUGGCCAUGCCCUCAGGGGCCACGUGGCCGCCCUGACAGCGGGUCCCAGGCUGGGCGGCUGCAGGCGACAGCGUCAGCUCAGGCUGUGGGCGGGUCUCGGCUGGGCCUGGCUCUGGUCCUCUUGGGCGCUGCUGCACAUCCCUCAGCCACGGAGCCCUGGCCAGCCCUCACCCCGGAGGUGCUCCCCGUGGGGGCCUGGGGUGCCGGGGCCACCAGCCGGGUUAUUUAUACAUAAACCCCUGGGUUUGCUAUGACUCUCGUGGCCUCUGUCCCGGCAGGGCCGGUGCUGGUGGAUGCGGGGCGCGAGGUGGAAGGUGCCCAUGGUGCCAAGUCUGGGAAUUGGGGGCAGCGUCCCAGCUCCGAGCCGGACAGGAUGAGGAGCUCACCCCACCACCGAAUGCCCUGCCCUGUGCCCCCUGAGGCGGGGGCACGCGCGGCCUCCUCUGUGCCAGCCCCACCCUCCGUGGGAGGUCACGCGCGCAAAGCCCCACAGGCGGGAGGAGCUGAGACCUGGAGGCGCCUCCUGUCCUCUCCCUCGUGGGACACGCGGCUGCAGAGCUGGGGGAGCGGGUCUGGGUGCUGCCCGCCCUCUGGGAGCCUGGAGGUUGGGGUCACCAGAUGGGCAGGGCCUAGCAGGAGGUGCAGCAGAGGCUGCAAGUCUUGGUCGGCCCUGUGUCUGGGUGUCCAGCAGGUAGGGUGGGAGCUGGGGGGGGUGUGGGGGGCUGGGCAGCGGCACGGGCGCCUGAGCGCCUACAGGCAGGAGGCCCAGUGGCCACCGCCCCGCGCCCCCCCCCCCUCCGGGCCGCCUGCUCCCGUGUCACCAAGGAAGGAGGCAGAGGUGCCAAGUCCCAGACUCACCAGACGGACUGGCCAGCGGUGUCCACGAUGGGUGGGGUCUUCCCUGCCCCUUGCUCCCUGUGCCUGGGACUCCCUGAUAAGACAGGCCGGGCCUCCCCUGCGCCCGCUGGAGAGUCCCCCACGACUUAUCUCGGGCUCUGCAGCUGGCGGCCCCCCCACGUCUCAAUCCGCGGUUUGAAAGCGGAGGAAGAGGUGCCGACCACGCAGGGGCCUUCUGGAGGCUGCGGGCGGGGAAGCGCCAGGCCCCGCUGUGAGCCAGGGUGCUCCCCGCACCCCCCCGCGGGCCUGGCUGCCCCAAGCUGUGCGCGCGGAUAGUCAGAGGCCCAAGGGACACGCGUGGGCUGCCGGGCGCCGUGGGCCAGCUGUGCAGGUGGCAGUGCUGGGCUUGGUGCUUCGGAGGGAGAGGAGGUCGGCGUUUGCCAAGCACCUGGCCAGACCGCACGCCCUUCCUCCUCGCGACAGCCCGGGAGGCGGCCCGGCCCAGAGAGGCUGAGCCACCUGCCAGGUCACAGCUGCAGAGACCUGUCCUCUCCCAUCCUGGCCCCGCGACACCUGUCGUGGGCAGAACAAAGUCCAGCCAUGAGGACAAAACAGGUGUCCAGGCUCCUGCCUGUGCAGGUGAGGGGACCAUGGAGCCGGUCAGGGCUGCUGCUCAGGCCUCUGGGGCCUUGCCCUCCGAGUGGGGGGGCCUGCAGUGGCCACACAGGCAGGCGCGGCUUGUCUUGGCCUCAGUAUUCUCAUCUGUAAAAUGGCCCCAGCGAUUCACAUAGAGGGCCUGGGGGACAGGGAGCCCAGUGGGGAACCAGGGCCUCCUCCCCAGCUCACACGCACAGGCUGUGACCAGCUCCAGAUCUGGAGGCUCCCCGAGGAGGAGCAGGGUUGGUUGCAGGGGGUCUGCUCGGCUGGGAAACAUCAGUGGUUGCCACUGACAAGCUCAGGGUGACAGUGGCCAUUGCCGAGGCUGCAUCCGUGGACUGGGGCCCCUGGCCAGCAGGUGGGACCCUCCGAACCCCGUCCACCAGCCAGGGAGUGAGCCUGCUGCCCCUCCCACCGGGUGACCCGCUCACAGCAGCACCUGAUUUGGGUAAAGGGAUGUGGGGGGACCACCAACCACACAGCAGGACAAACCUGAAACCAGAAAAGUCUUUAUUGCAAAGGUACAAAAGCGUCACAGCAGAGAUGUACAGCAAUAAAUUAGGCGGUGGUGUGGGCGCAGCACGGGGCACGCCCACAGGAACAAGGGCCACGCAGAGGGUCUCCUCAAUAAUUUAUAUCGGGGUCGAAGCAGCACAAAAAUAAAUAUUGAAAUGAAAUUGCUGAGUGCUGAGGUGAGGGGGUGAGCUGCAGACGGAGCCUGCCCUGGGGCGGCAGGUGCCCUCGAAGACUUCGGUCUGAGCACAGGCCCUCGCCUCUCCUCUUAAAUAAAGUCCAUAUAUUAAA